This is a messenger RNA of Eimeria mitis, 1194 nucleotides long. RefSeq lists its product as uncharacterized. The record is from RefSeq and is a predicted model, not a curated record. Lineage: Eukaryota; Apicomplexa; Conoidasida; Eucoccidiorida; Eimeriidae.
AUGGCGAUAGAAGUGGGGCUCAGCAGCAACGAGCUGCCGGUCCUAGAGCUGCUGCAGCAGCGGAUGCUGCAGCAGCUGUCUUCUUCUUUUGCUCCCACCCCCAAAUACACUGCAGCAGCAGAAGCAGCAGCAGCAAAACUACAAACCAACACACACACAAAGAAAACAGCAGCAGCAGCAACGGCAGCAAACAAGGCCACUGCAGCAGCACCGACUGCAGCAGCAACAACUCUAGAUGCAGCAGCAGCAUUAACAGCAACAGCAGCAACAGAAACAGCACCAGCAGCAAGCGCAGCAGCAGCGGCAAAAACAAAACGGGCAGACAGAGCAGCAGGGGGAAGACAGAUGGUGCUGCAACCGAAGCAAAAGGCACACAGCGCAGACACCCAGAGACAAAGACAGAAGGAAGAAGCAGAACCGCAACGACAGCAGCAGCAGCAGCAGCAGCAGCAGCAGCAGCAGCAGCAGCAACCGCAGCAGCACCAACCACAGCAGCAAGGACACCGGCAGCAGCACAAGCAGCUCUCGCCAGAAGAAAGGCGGCACCAGCAGCAAGCCCCGCAGCAGCAACAGCAUCAACUUCUGCUUGUGCAGCGACAGAAGCAGCAGCAAAAGCAUGUGCAACAGCAGCAGCAGCAGCAAAAGCAGCCUGAGCAACAGCAGCACCAGCAGCAAAAGCCGCAUGAGCAGCAGCAGCAGCAGCAGCAGCAGCAGCAGCAGCAGGAGGCAUCCCCUCGUUGUCAGGCGGGCGGUGACAGCUGCACAGGCCCUCUCAGCGGACGACAAGAGCUGCCUUUGCAGCACCCACAGCAGCAGCAGCAGCUACUACAGCAGCAGCAGCAGCAGCAGCAGCAGCACACGCAGCAUCCGCCUUUGCAGCAACUGCUGCAUCACCCGCAGCAGCAGCAGCCGCCAGAGCUGCAGCAAACACAGCAGGCGCAGCAGCCGGAGCACCUGCUGCAGCACCCACAGGAGCAGCAGCUGCUGCAGCACCCACAGGAGCAGCAGCUGCUGCAGCACCCACAGGAGCAGCAGCUGCUGCAACACCCACAGGAGCAGCAGCUGCUGCAGCAUCCGCAGCAAAGUGGGGGCGCCGGGCUGUUGUGCUGCAGCGGAGAUUCUUUGAAUGACAGAGCCACGAGCAGCAGCGACACCAGUGGAGGGACCUCUCCUUUGCUGCUGUCGUUGUCUUAG